CGACUGAUUCUACGGUGGCCAGAAGGUGCAAAAGCAACCUAACUUACGGCCCGUGUUAUUGUAUCUCAAUUUUUGAUUUUUUGACAUAAGUUAAUACAAAUUUGAGUGAAAAUUGAUAGGCCUAUUUUAAUUAAGUUUUUCUUGAGAUGGUGUUAGCCGAAAGGAAUUCGGAUACUUUACGGAAUGGCAAACGAUCUCGAGGACCAAGUCCAAAUGGUCAUGUUUCAGAUUCUAGUAGUGAGGAGGAAGGAGGCGAGAAAAUAAGAGUCGGUCGAGACUUUCAAGCUGUAUGUCCUGAAUUAAUCCCAGUUCCAGAUCGCAGACUAGAACAAUGUCCAGACAGAGCUCUACUCGUCUGGUCACCCACCUCAGACAUCUCAGACACAAAAUUGGACGAAUACAUAUCGCUGGCCAAAGAGAAGUACGGCUACAAUGGAGAACAAGCGCUGGGCAUGCUGUUCUGGCACAAACAUGACCUGGAGCGCGCCAUCUUGGAUCUGGCCAACUUCACCCCGUUCCCCGACGAGUGGACGGUCGAGGACAAGGUGCUAUUCGAGCAAGCCUUUCAGUUCCAUGGCAAGAGCUUUCACAGGAUACGACAGAUGUUGCCAGACAAAUCGAUAGCCACACUGGUGAAGUACUACUACUCGUGGAAGAAGACACGCAGCAGAACCAGCCUGAUGGACCGCCAGGCGAGGAAGCUGGCAGGAAGGGGUGGCCAGGGGGUGGGGGGUGAGGAGGGGGGUGCCGCCUCCGAUGCCAACUCUGAGAUGGGCUCCAACACAGACUCUGACUCCGACGAAAAGAAAUGGACAAUCCAUAGAGGAAUUCGUCGCAAAAGUGGGUCACCACCACGAACCUCCGCCUCCGAGGAUCCAGCCAAAGAAAAGGAAGGUUCUGAAGGCAAGUCGAAUGUUUGUUCGAAUUGUGGCGUGAGCUGCACCAAUUUGCAGCAGGCUGCCGGAAAAGGGGGCAUGUGUGGUACUUGCCAUACUCACUGGAGACGCACAGGCAACGUCCGGCCGACACAUGGGCCGGUGAAGCCACGCGACCGCCACAGUCACAUGGCGAUGCUGCGGCACAAGCGCAAGCCACCACGUGGCAUGUACAUCAACCACGACGACCUCCUCGCCAUGGCCACCACCAGUCACGGCCACGGCCACGGCCAAGGUCACGGCCAAGGUCACGCGGCCAGUGGCGAAAACAUGCUCAAGGCCAUGGAUCGCGAGAUCGUGUCGCUCAAACGACAGGUUCAAAACAACAAGCAAGUGCUGUCAUCUCUGAAAAGGAAGACUAGUGAAGGAAUUGAGACAAUGCGACCCCCGGACACCAACAACAGGAUCAACGCCCGCUGGACUAACGAUGAACUCCUCUUAGCUGUGCAAGGUAUGCGCAAAUAUGGCAAGGACUUCAGCGCCAUUGCAGAGGUGAUUGGUACCAAGACGGAAGCGCAUCUGAGGUCGUUCUUUGUCAACUACCGGCGACGCUACAAUUUGGACGCUGUUCUUGCCGAGUAUGAAGCUGAGCAUGGCCCUAUUGUCGAUCCUACCGAAAAGAUGGAAGUGGACAGCAGUACACCAGUGGCCAGUAGCGACGCGACGCCAGUAGCGGCGUCUAGCGCCAGUUCGGUGCCGCUAGCAUCUGCUGGUGUAGUCAGUACUGGCAGUUCACCUGCGGCCACGCUGCCCAAAUCGGUCGCCAGUAGCGCUAGUGUCACCGCCAAAACGCCAGUCGCUACUAAGUGAUACCAGGCUAAGCACAAAUAAGUUGCUAACCGAGACAUCGAUGGAGACAGUUGCUGUUUUCUUGGACAACAAAUUAGUGGGUGAUGUUUCCUGAAUAUUUUAAACUUUGUCAAUGCAAUUAAAAAUAACCAUUAGCAUUGGUUAUUGAUAGACUGCCUUAUUUGCAAACUACACACAACUAUUUAGCCUGCAGCUUAUUAUAGUUUGAACUUCUGGAAAAAUGUGAAGAUUUGUGUAAGAAGAAAGUAUAAAGUGCGAUUCCUUUAUCACUGGACUUGAAUGUAAAAUGUGUACCUUUUUAUUUUGAUGAGAAGUGAUCUUUGAUCUCAGGAAAUUGAAACCGUUUUGGGAUCUCAGUGAGAUUAAUCAUCUUAACUUCGUUUUGCUAGAUAUAAAAGAGGUCUGUCUACUCAUUUCUUUUCAUAUUUCAAAUAAUUCUAUUUGUAUUAUUCAAUCAAUUUUUCUGUCUUUUAUAUUGAAUUGAGCCUUUUGCACACCACUGCGACGGGAAUGGUGGGAUCAUUUUUAAAUGUUGAAAUCAUGACGGUCAUGCGAUUCGGAGUGGUGUGUUGUGGUUCAAGUAGUGUAGGAAAUGUAUCAGGUGAUGAGAAAACAAGUUUCAAUUUUAGAUUUUGAAGUAGGCCUAUUAUAAAUUCGAGCAUAAGCCUGUAAUUUCUAUACAACAAAUUCAUAUCGCAAAAUUGAAUUUCAGAGAUGCUGCUAUUGUGUGUAUGUGUAUAGGAAUAAUGUUAUGAUAUGGUUGAUUUGGUGAUGAGUACUGUUUUCAAGUUUUUGGUUAUUUUCUCAGUAUUUUAUUAAGCUAAUUGAAAGCAUAUACCUUUUUCAAUACUUUUAUAUCAUAUAACUUGGUUGUCAUUUCAUGUUAUUAUCUUUUAGAAUAGGAACAGCUUUUGAUUUCUGAAACUUGCUCCCAAUACUUGUGGUAUUGUUAUUGGAAUUAGGCCAUAAUCAUCAUUUUUAGCAAAAAAGUGGACAAACAUUAUUUUUAUUUCAAGUUUAGUUGGUUAGAUGUUUCACCCGUACUUCAAAAUUACAAUUAUCUGAUUAAUAAUAAUAAAGUAAUUGCUUGGAUCAUUGAUGAUACUAGCAACUGGCUAUUGAUGCUAUUUUCGGUAUUUCCAGUCUUAUAAAUAUUUAUAAUGUCGUACAUGAUGAUUUCUUUCAUACAGAGGAGAGUUGCCCAGCGAAAGUUGAUGUUAUCUUGAAGAGCUCUCUCUCUCUCUUUCUUUCCAUCCCCAUUAUUAUAAUAACAUUCAAUUCAUAUAAUUCUGUAUGUUUAUAGAUUAUCUUAUAGUUUCUUGAAUACGUUCUUUAUCAAAUUCAUAUAUUUUGAUGAGAGAGUUUUUUAAUAUUAUUAUUAGUUGAAAAUUGAAUAUGCAUAUUUUUAAAGAACGCUCUUAGCAAAGCACGCGUUGGUGAACCAAUCAGAACGAUUCCAGUAGAUAUAGUGAGAUUCACUUGGAACUGUCAUCUGCUGUCCUAAUAAACAUCAAUGCUUCCCAUUCUUCAAAUGCUGAUAGUUUGACGUAAAUCUCACUACAGUUUAACGAUUCUGAUUGGUUGCUAGGCAACCAAAGCGUGCUUGGCAGAGACAGUUCUUAGAUAUCUUCCAUUUGUAUUCAUUUAUUAAUUUUCAUCAACAAAUUUUGAAGAUUUUGAUAGUUUUUCUGGGUUAUUGAAAAAGAAAAAUGUCUUGUUUGAAGUAAUCCUUGCAUUAUUUGGGAAUAUUUCAAAUUGAACUAUAACGAAGUUUUCUAUCUAAUUUAAUAAUAGUACUGUAUUAAUCAAACAACAUAUUUUUUAAACUAAAGUUGAAACCAAAGUUAAACUUUAAUAAGAAUUAGCUGUAGUAGGCCGUUAUCAGUGAAGAUUUAUAGUUAAUUUAUAAAUAGGAGAAAGCCAAAAUUUUGCCAGAAAACAUAAAGAAUUCAUCAAGAAAUUCAAUUAUUAGAUUAAUAAAUAUUCUGAUUUCGACUUUGUUCAGGAAUAAGCUUCCCUGUUUUUUGUAAUUCUUAAUUCUCCUAAUAUUCAUUUAUGAAUUAUUAAUGAAUGAAUGAAUAUAGGUCUGAUUCUUCCAUUUUUUCUAUUCCAAAAUAGGUUUUUAUCUACUUUCUAGAAAAUUUACAUUUGAAUGUUUAUUUUUUUCUAUGUUAGACAAAAGAUAUCCUUUAUAUUUUUACGAUUAUUUUCUUAUAGGAUAACAAUUAUUUUUUCAAUGUUUUCAAAUUAGCUCAAAGUUUUUUAUCAAGCCCAGUUAUGAUUGAAUCGCUUAAGACAACAAUAAUACUGAUUCAAUAUUAAUUGGCAGUGUACAGAGGGUUUAGGAAUGUUCUACAUCUCAACCUGAUUACAGUCAAAACUUUUUUUGAAUUUAUCUAUACUUGAAUUAUUAUGUAUUGAUGGUUAAUAUGGAAUGUAAUAUAUUAAAUUCGAUGAAUUUAUACUUUUUUGUAUUCAAAAACUGCCAAUUAGAGUUACGGUUAUUUUCCUUUGUCGAUUUAGCUUUUAAGUUUGUGUAGCCAUUUAAGAUUGCAUUUAUUUAAGUUUGUUGUCCAAUAUGUGAAAUUCCGGCGUUGACGUUCAUGCAAGCAUUUAUUCCAUGCAUUAUUUUCAUAUUGUACACAUAUUUACAUUUUCUAGAGUUCAACGCCAAUUAUUAUAUAAUUUAGAAUAUAACAUUAUUAUAUUAGUCCAUUAUUUUAGUAGGUACUGCAAAAUAUAAUUUAUAAUUUAGUUCUGAGAAUUGUACGGUACUGUAAUAUUAAUUGUCUAGUUAUUGUUAAUGAAUGUUUCAUCAAAAUUAGAAGCAAUGUACGUUGUACUACCAAUGGAUAACUUUAUACUUAUUCUAUUAUCAUUUCGUUUUAUAAUAUGAGUUAAUUUAGAUUGUGUUACCAUAGUUUCAUUUAUUAACAGUAUUCAACCAUUAUUGAUGUAUGCAGUCUCAUUAUUUUGUAAUUGUAUUUUGAAGUAGCGUAGGCCUAGCCCACCACAUUCUCACUAUUUUAAGAAGUUUUCCAUCGAAAUAUGAUGGAAAAAUAUCAUUUGUGUUCUAUUUUAAUGAUUUGUACUUGAUUUCUUUUAUUCCCAAAAAUCAUAAUAAUUUUCACAUAUUCAAAUUAUUUCUUAUAAAAUUGUCAUUGUUGAAUUGAUAGAAGUUUUUAGUUUUGUUUCUUGUAAAAAUGGAAUACAGUAUAGAUGAAAUUGAAUAUUCAUGAUCAUAUAGCCUAACUCAUUAUCUUUGAUAAUGAGGAUGAUAAUAAACGUUGGGAUUUUAUGCUGCGGGUAGAAACAUCCCCUUCGUUUACGUUAGCUUGGGAGAAAAAUUAAUAAGUUAACCUUCUGUUCUAAUAUGUUUUGUUAUUUUUUAAUUUGAUGCUACUAUUUUCAAAUUUCAAUUUCAACCAUUCUUCUGUAUUUCGUCAUGAUUAUUUCCAGCUUUGUAUUCUCGAUUUAUUUUGAAUAUUUUCAAGUCUGUUAUUUUCUAAAUUAUUUAGUAAUGAGAAUAUGAAAAACAUAGGUAGGCCUACAAUUUUAGUAGACAAUAAAUUUAUAUUGAAAAUAGUUGAAAUUUCAUCGUGAAAUAAAAACAACUUUAAUGAAAACCUCAAGUGGGGCUGAGAAUCUAUAUAUUCAACAAAUUUUCCAACUAUUCUGAUGUUUCUCCAAAAUAAUACUUCCACAACAAGAUUUUUCGCAUCAUAUAAUAAAAUUAUUAUACUGAGAUUCACUUUGAACAUUGAGCAUUUAUUGAAUGUGAAUAAAUUAUGCUAUUCGUAAGGCUGACAGUGUGAAGUGAAUCUCAUCAUGAAUGAAUUCCAAUACGUAUGCACUUUAUAGGAAGAUUUUUUUCAUAAAUAUAUGGUAAUAAGGAUAAGAGUUGAAUCCUAUUAGUUAUAUAAUAAGGUAUGACGAGGUAAUCAUGUGUUAUCUAGCGAUUAGUACAACACAUUAUACUGGUAAGUUUUAGUUAUAAUUAUGAUGAAGUAUACACUGUUCACAUAUUCCUAUAUCAGCUAGUAAAAAUUAUAUCCAACA
This is a messenger RNA of Nilaparvata lugens (brown planthopper), 5804 nucleotides long. RefSeq names its product REST corepressor 1 (gene CoRest). Bases 147 to 1745 code for a protein of 532 amino acids. Gene Ontology annotation, biological process: regulation of transcription by RNA polymerase II; negative regulation of DNA-templated transcription. The transcript is spliced from 12 exons. Gene Ontology annotation, cellular component: histone deacetylase complex; transcription regulator complex. Lineage: Eukaryota; Metazoa; Arthropoda; Insecta; Hemiptera; Delphacidae. The record is from RefSeq and is a predicted model, not a curated record. Gene Ontology annotation, molecular function: transcription corepressor activity.